Molecule: messenger RNA, 4986 nt
Organism: Lutra lutra (Eurasian river otter)
Lineage: Eukaryota; Metazoa; Chordata; Mammalia; Carnivora; Mustelidae
Gene: RAB27B
Product: RAB27B, member RAS oncogene family
Exons: 6
Coding region: 312-968 (218 amino acids)
Biological process (GO): positive regulation of exocytosis; melanosome transport
Cellular component (GO): secretory granule; melanosome
Molecular function (GO): GTP binding; GTPase activity
Source: RefSeq, a predicted model, not a curated record
ACGGGGAGACACGCCUUCUUCUCACACAGACCUUCCAGAUCCCGGCGGCUCGGCGGCCCACCCGGGGGUGGUUCUCCAAGUCCUGCCCCUGGCAGUCCCGACGGGCAGGGGCUGGGGACCGAUCCCGAGCGGCCGGUGGGGAAACAAGGAGCUGUCCCCACGAGUGGCGCCCUGUCGAGCAGAUCCCGUGCGGUCGCAGGCGUGGGCGCCCCGCAGUCCGGGCUUUGGGAGAGCGGACGGAGACCUCUGAAACCGACCCCCGGCGCUCCCGCAGAGGAAACUUCGCCGGCUGGCCCACCAAGACCAUCACUAUGACCGAUGGGGACUAUGAUUAUCUGAUCAAACUCCUGGCCCUCGGAGAUUCGGGCGUGGGGAAGACGACAUUUCUUUAUCGAUACACGGACAAUAAAUUCAAUCCCAAGUUCAUCACAACAGUAGGAAUAGACUUUCGGGAAAAACGUGUGGUUUAUAACACCCAAGGACCAAAUGGAUCAUCAGGGAAAGCAUUUAAAGUGCAUCUUCAGCUCUGGGACACUGCCGGACAAGAGCGAUUCCGGAGCCUCACCACUGCAUUUUUCAGAGAUGCCAUGGGUUUCUUAUUAAUGUUUGACCUCACCAGUCAACAGAGCUUCUUAAAUGUCAGAAACUGGAUGAGCCAACUGCAAGCUAAUGCUUAUUGUGAAAAUCCAGAUAUAGUAUUAAUUGGCAACAAAGCAGACCUGCCAGACCAGAGGGAAGUCAAUGAAAGGCAAGCCCGGGAGCUGGCUGACAAAUACGGUAUACCAUAUUUUGAAACGAGUGCUGCAACUGGCCAGAAUGUGGAGAAAGCUGUGGAAACCCUUCUGGACUUAAUCAUGAAGCGAAUGGAACAGUGUGUAGAGAAGACGCAAGUUCCCGACACAGUCAAUGGUGGAGACUCUGGAAAGCUAGAUGGAGAAAAACCAGCAGAGAAGAAAUGCAGCUGCUAGACACUUUGUAGGAACUGAUCAUCAAAAACCCCACCCAAAUAUUACUUCCAAAAAACAGCAACAAACCACAAAAUUGUUUUUGAGUAGACCAUGCAUAAUGGCAUGUCUUUCUUUUUCUGCCAGAAAAAUCUAUUUUAAGAAACCAGAAUAGUCAACGGUGUUCAAAAGAAUUCAAACAAGAUCAGAGAUUUCCUAAUGUGCUCUCACGGUCAUGGAUGCACAAUUUUGGUGUUUUUUUUUUUUUUUUUUUUUUUUUUUUUUUUUUUUUUUUUGUGAAGAAGAUGAGUAUAUAAGAAAGUAUUCAAGAUGGUAUCAGUGAGUUUUAAAUCACAACAAAAAUGACCAUGUCACGUGGGAGAAAGAAAUAGGCCACAAAAGGGAGAAUAUAGAAAGACGAUUUUUUUUUUAAGAUUGGAUUUACUUCUUAAGUAGAAUUUGAUUUGUACUUUUAGUUUUGCAUUCGUGGAACAUAUUAGCUAAAAAUGGGUAUACAAUGAACAAUUCUAAAUGGAUAACUAAUAAUGACAUUACCAUGUCCAUCCAACAAGCUGUCCUAGGGUGACUCAAGCACUGGUAAGGUUAUGAGAUUGUAAAUCAGACUUCUGUUAAAAUGUGGGAGAUUGUGCAUUAAUGUCAUUUUUCUAUUCUUAAUAAAUGGCUGAUAGACAAGAACAGGACUGUGAAUGACAAAGUACAAGAGAGAUGGCCUAAGAGAAAAAGGAAAGUAUGAAAAUAUGGCAUUUGGACAAAUGAAAUUAAAUGUGUCUGUUACAGAAGUCUGGAAGAAUCAUUUAGCCAAAUUUCCCUCAAGCUAAUUAGAAGUUUGACAUUAUCAGUUGGGAUUAAGAGAAUCUCCAGAGGUUUCCCUUUCCAACAAAAUUUUGGAAAUCGGUUCAGUGUUCAGUUUCACAUUUCAUUUUUCUUAGUAAAUGGUCCCAUGGGGAAAUGAAAGAUUGCCAUUUAUUAAAUAUGUCUUUAAAAAUGCAGUCGAGAAAAAGUAUUUAGCCUUAAUUGUUUUUAGAUAAAAUAUGUUGGUGAUAUGAAAACAAAAGUGACAAAUAAUUGUGGGUUUCUUUUUAAUUUACAAAAGCACUGGAAACUCUAAAUCACACUUCUACUCUCCACACCCACCCUGACUUUUGAAUCAAUUGCAAAAAUUAUAGGUGUGUCACUUUGUAGAUCAACAACUUCAGGAUGAUGGAUUGAUUUUAUGGUCACUCUUGAGUUUUCAUGUCAUUCAUCACAUAAAAAUUAAUGAUACCUCGUGACAUAUUACAAUAUAUUUCACAUUUGUUUUCAUCUGCCUGAGGCAGAAUACCCACAUCUGAACUAUAUUUGGGGACAGGGCAGGAGUGGAACUGUAUCUUUUCUCCAAAAAUUUGGUUAAUCGCUUUAUUUUUUCAUAUAAAACUGCCUUUUCUUUUUAAAAAAUCAUCACAAAAGUAUUUUCCAUUGGCUGGAUCUUAUUACAGUGCCUAAACUGAUAUUACAUUGUUUUCUUAAUCUUUGUUUUUGAUAAGCAUAAGCAACUCCUAUUAAAUUGUUCUUUAAAUAUUUCCGUUUCAUCAAUAACAAAGGCAUCAUGCUUCAAUUUUUCUUUUUAUCAUGACUAUAUAAUUUUGAUAAGAUGGUUCUUCUUUCUAUGAAAUUUUGCCAAUUAAACUUCAUUUUUCCAUACUCUGGGCAUAUUUUUAAAUUAUAAACAUUAGAAAACCAAAACCCAAGGUCCCAUUCUCCCUUACCCUUGAACCUCUCUGUAUAGUCUACAUCUGGUAUAGAAUUCAUAUUAGGAACACAGACCCAAGGGAUUGUCUACAGUGUUCUUACAAAAUUCUCAGUGUGAACUGUUCAGUUCCUCUGACUUUGGAAGCAUGAUGCCAGCUUCUAAGUUCCAUCGUACUUGGGUAUUCCCUCCAAGGCUGUUUUUCUCUGUGAUGUGCUUCAUGACCUCAGUGCCUGAGCCAUGAGGAUAAAAAGCUUUCAGCUAAUACCUGAGAUAUUUUGACUGAAAGGAAAGUGAGCAGAAACACUCUAAUCAAUGCUGUGGCAAAAUCUGGUAAACUUCUAUGGCUAUUUAAUCAACUCGCCUUUGGAUUCAAACUGUGAUGUCUCUGGCAUUCCCAUGAUAAGGAAAUGUUGAGCCUUUAUGAAAUCCUAAAGGUAUUCUAUUUUGGAUUUUUUUGUUUCUGCUCUUUUUCCAGUUCUAUGACUGACUGACUGACUUUUGCCAAGAUUCUGUCAUUGCUAGUUAUUUGACAGGCAUUUAUUUCAGGGUCUAUUUUAAGAUCGUUACUUGAUAGCCGUAGCAUGCAGCAGAGAGUGAUGAUGCCUUUAAUUAUAGAAUUCUGCCUAUAAAAAUAACAAUUAUUGGGCAACAAUCUUAAGAGGCAUGAAAUUUAAAGAAGACAAGAAAACUAAUUUAAAGUUGUAUUCUACUAAUAAAUAAAUACUUGAUCUGAGAAAAUAUUUUCUCUGUCAAGUUUGACAUCUGAUCCCAAAUUCUAUGUCACCAUUACAAGAAAUUCCUUUACUUAUUAUUACAGAAUUAAUUAUUAUGUAGAAUUCAUUUUACAGGUUCAAGCUGAGUUGGGAACAUGAAGUAUACAGACAGGUUUAAAGAAUGGCAUACCUCCUUUAGCCCAAAACAGCAUGAAUUUUUAGCCAAGAUGUAUCCUGUUAUUUGUUACCUCCCAAAUGCUUUGGUAAACUAUAUUGUAUUGGGGGGAAAUAUUUAAAAUGUACAUGAAAUUCCUCUCUGAUAUAGAAAUCAUUUCUGGAGUGCUUACACUAGUUUGAUGUUUACAUUGCUCUAACACAGUGCCUCGAAUACCUCUAUGACCAAAUUUGUCUCCAGCCACACAGCUCAUUUCCUAUUAUAUCCUAUUUGAGGAGGGCCUCAGCGAGACACUAAUGCAGCUAAAGGCACUCUGUAUCUUCAGCAAGGGGACAGGAUGUUAUUAGAAUCUGGAGAUAAUUACUACCAUCUCCUAGUCUCCUAAGCCUCUCACAGAGUUGAAGUGGGCAUUGCUUGAAACUCCACUGUGAGUGGGUACGAGGUUACCUUUUGAUACAAAAAAAGAAAAAUCCUUUGAAAAAUGUACCAAAAAAAUAGCUGAGAAAACAUGUUUGUCUUGAUAUGACAAGGGUCACAAGUCACGAAUUGGCAGAAAAUGGUAGGAACUGAGCUUGUGGGUCUCUACAUAAGUUUUAGAAUUCUUGCAAGUCACCACUCAAGUUGAUUUGCUAUCAUUUCCAUAGUAUUACCGACACACUGCAAAAAACUCAAAACCAGCAUUUUCUGAAGUAAAUAUUUCAUCUGUUGUUUCGCACCAGAAGGGCCAUUCGAUGUAUCAGUAGGUGUCUUUGUUAUGCUUUAGCAUACGUAUGCUCUGCCAACCUGUACAGGUAAAAUGAACUGGGCAAGAGUUUUAAUCAGACCUUUCUUAUCUCCUCUGUAAGAGAGAGAAGCUUGACCAUAGAGAAGCACAUGACUAUAUUAAACAAUAAAUUAUUACAGCCAAAAUAUUCUAUAAACUGUAAAUUGAAUUGCCUGGAAAUCAACAAGUUUGAUGAAGCUCAUAUUUACACUCAUCAGCUAGAAAGAGAAGCAAUAUGUGUCACAGUGAAUAGGUCUACUGGAAACCCAGAACCAGUGUCCACGACACAAGAUUAUUCACUGUUCUGUAUCUCUGUUCGCUUUAAAAGAAGGGUACAUAUACUUUCCUCAGUGUGUACCAUACUAAAACAUUGAGGGAAAAUUCUCAUCAACAAAGAAUCUUGGAGUCAUAAUCUCAAACUUAAACUAAAAAAUAAUAUUGAAGUUUCUGUUUUCCUAAGAUAUUAACUCUUUAAAAGAGAGAUCUGAGAGCUGAUGUUAGCCAAAGGGAGGGAAAAGUUGUCUUUCACUCUGUACCACCAAGCUUUAAAGCACUAAAAAAAAAAAAAAAAGGCUAGUGUAUGUGAAUAUUUUAGGGAAAACUUUAUGAUCUCUAAAGAUGUCAAGAUGCUGUCUAUAUCU